Erythranthe guttata (spotted monkey flower) is the source of this 1887-nucleotide messenger RNA. Its product is annotated as P-loop containing nucleoside triphosphate hydrolases superfamily protein. NCBI's taxonomy places the organism in Eukaryota, Viridiplantae, Streptophyta, Magnoliopsida, Lamiales, Phrymaceae. Gene Ontology annotation, molecular function: ATP binding; kinase activity. The record is from RefSeq and is a predicted model, not a curated record.
GACUCCAACUUUAUUAUAUAUGUAACGCUAAUUAUUUCUCAGUGUAUUCCACGUCUGAAUUAAAUUCAUCGGUUCCAACUUCAAUUCACAGACUUUUCUUCGGAGACGACUAGCUAUGCGUCAAGAUGGUUUCGGCAAGUUCGCUCUCGCAGUACACAUCGCAGCUGCGUCGUCGAUCGGGCUGAUCUCCGCCGCCGGAAUCAUGCAUUUCCGCCACCGCAAGUCCAAGCCUUCCAACGACAACGGCGGCGACGACCACCACCACCACCACCUCGCUCCGGUCCUGGAUCGGACGGAAUCCGGCCGCGUCGGCAAAAUCGAGAGAUUCUCCCAUUACCUAGCUAGGCAGAUGGGAUUCGAAGACGAGAGCGAGUGCCCUAGGCUGAUUAAAUUGGCGUAUCAGUAUCUGAAGAGAUCGAAAGGCGUUGACGACAAAAUUUAUGAGUAUUUAGCAAACGAACCGAAUGCAGAGAUUUUGUAUGUGAAAUUGGUUGAAGAAUUUGAGAGAUGCAUUCUCGGCUACUUGGCCUUUCAUUGGAGCCAAGCUCCUCUUUUGAUUAGUCAGGUAUUGAGCGUUGACUCUGAGCAGAAAAGGCUCAAGGAAUUGGUCAUGGCAGCUACAAGGAAGCAAAGGUUCGAUAAAAUAGCGAAGGACCUAAAAGUGACACGAGUGUUCUCGACACUAGUAGAGGAGAUGAAAGCAAUCGGAGCGGUACCUAAUAACGAAGCAUUGAAUCAUUCGGAGGUGAUGGCUCCGGUGGCUCUUAGCGAAAGAAGCCCCGUGCUCCUCCUUAUGGGCGGCGGCAUGGGUGCCGGCAAGAGCACCGUCCUCAAAGACCUUAUGAAAGAGUCAUUUUGGUCAGGGGCAGCAGCAAAAGCUGUGAUUGUGGAGGCUGACGCGUUUAAGGAGACGGAUGUUCUCUACCGAGCUCUUAGCUCAAGAGGGCAUCACGGAGACAUGCUUCAAACGGCUGAACUCGUGCAUCAAUCAUCUACCGAUGCAGCAUCGUCGCUCCUAGUGACGGCACUAAACGAAGGGCGUGACGUCAUCAUGGAUGGGACCCUUUCGUGGGAGCCGUUCGUUGAGCAGACAAUUGACAUGGCAAGAAACGUGCACAAACAUAGGUACCGUAUGGGAGUAGGGUACAAGGUUGCAGAGGAUGGUACCGUCACGGAGAAUUAUUGGGCUCAAGUCGAAGAAGAAGAGGGAUCGGAAGAUGCUAAUAAGAUUCUCAGAAAACCGUAUCGGAUUGAGUUGGUGGGAGUUGUGUGUGAUGCCUAUCUUGCUGUUGUUAGGGGUAUCAGGAGGGCGAUACAAAUAGGGAGGGCAGUGAGGGUAAAAUCCCAAUUGAAAUCCCACAAGAGUUUUGCUAAUGCAUUUCCGAGAUAUACUUUGCUCGUCGACAAUGCUCGGCUAUACUGCACUAAUUCUCCGGGCGGUCCUCCAACGUUGAUAGCGUGGAAAGAUGGAGAUAGCAAACUAUUAGUUGACCGAGAAGACAUAAAUUGUUUGACCUCGGUAAGCGAACUGAACGAUGACGCAGAGUCGAUAUUCGAGCUCCACAAAGGGUCGGAUCGGAUAAACGAGCCUGGCUCGGUGUGGAAAGAUGUGGUGUUGCUUCCCACAAGGUCAAGCCUUCAAUUGGAGCUCAAAAAUGUUGUGAAAAAAAUUGAAGUCCCUGUUGUUGCUUAAGAUCAGAAGUGCUUAUUUUUCUUUCUGUUUUUUUGUUGUAAUUUAAUAAUUUCUAUUGUUUCUUGUUUGUAAGCUAAGUUAACUGAUUUUUGAGUUUGAGGGAGCUCUUCUUUUGUUGUACCGUGGGCAAUGAAAUUGGUACAAGAUCAAGAUUUGGGAAAGGAGUAUAUGGAAAUUCAGUUGAUUGGCUUAAA